This is a messenger RNA of Bufo gargarizans (Asiatic toad), 2403 nucleotides long. RefSeq names its product ring finger protein 139 (gene RNF139). Gene Ontology annotation, molecular function: zinc ion binding; ubiquitin protein ligase activity. Gene Ontology annotation, cellular component: endoplasmic reticulum; endomembrane system. NCBI's taxonomy places the organism in Eukaryota, Metazoa, Chordata, Amphibia, Anura, Bufonidae. Gene Ontology annotation, biological process: ERAD pathway. The record is from RefSeq and is a predicted model, not a curated record.
UUGCGUCACCGUGCGUCGCGGGCAGGCUGUGACGCUGCGGCUGCCGUUCGGCAGGUGCUAGGAGCAUGGAUUUGGAGCUGGAAUACACCGGCAACGGCGGCAAGUAGCCCCGGGGAAGCGGGGGUUCUUCACCCACCGGGGAGACCCCGCAGUCCCCCGCAACUUGCAGCAGGGGGCGGCAGACGGGGGUAGCCCAUGGCGGCUCCUCAGUUCCUAAUGGUGGGUCAACGGGUCAGGGCUGUGCUGGAUGUGGCCUUGCGGGUGCCUCCUGUUUUCAUCAUUGAUGCCAUCUUGAACUCCUCGCACGAUGCCUCCGCGGGCUACGCGUCCGUCCUGGGGCAGUUCCUCCUCCGGCUGCUGGGUGUCCUGGCAUCCGCCAUAGUGCUUGUGUUGUCCCGGAGAGCACUCUUCAAGUUUUACACCAUCAGCAUGGCCCUUGUAAUUGCUGCAACUUCAGUGUUGAUCAACUAUUAUACCACUUUGCACAGUAACUUGAAUUCCCCGUACAGACUGUUGGACCUCGCCCCCAGCAGAUCUUCCCUCUGGGCGCCACUGAUUGUCUUGCAGCUUGUCUUCGGCAUUGGAUUCAUCACUUUGCUCGAGAUCGAUUCAGCGUACUCUCGCCUCAUCAUCGUGAACAUGCUAGUCCCUGUCGUUGGCUUCAUUAUUGAACUUCCGAUUGAGGUGCAGGAGACGCUGGACAUCAUUUCUGGCCUCGUGCUUGCCAUCUACACUACAGUAUGCCUAUCCCUUCGCUUCAAAUGGUUCUACUACUCCACAAAGUACACGUUCCUUCUGCUGAAGCACAUGUACCAGGUUUAUGGACUGCAGGUCAUGUUGGAGGAUGCCUGGAAAAAAAUCCACUUCCCCGAUGUAUUAAGAGUGUUUUGGUUGACCAGACUAGCCACUCAAGCCGUGUUCUUGGUCUACGCGGUAAAGCUGGCCAGUGCAGGCGAAGCCGCCUCCUUUUUGUCGUGGAGCGACUUCUGGGAACUGGUCUGCCACCUCAUAAUCAGCGGCUGCGACUCCACGUUGACUGUCUUGGGGAUGAGCGCAGUUAUCUCUUCCAUAGCACAUUACCUCGGACUUGGUAUUCUUGCCUUCAUCGGCUCCACCGAAGAAGAAGACAAACGCCUUGGCUUUGUAGCUCCUGUCCUGUUCUUUAUUUUAGCCCUACAGACUGGCCUGAGCGGACUGAAGCCCGAAGAGAGACUUAUUCGCCUUUGUCGUAACAUGUGCCUUCUGUUGACUGCAAUUUUACAUUUUAUCCAUGGAAUGACUGACCCAGUGUUAAUGUCACUCAGUGCCUCCCACGUGUCCUCAUUUCGCAGGCAUUUCCCGGUACUCUUGGUUUCAGUAUUCCUCUUUGUGCUUCCAAUUCUCCUCAGCUGUGUCUUGUGGCAAUAUUAUGCCCUCAACACCUGGUUAUUUGCAGUCACGGCUUUCUGUGUUGAACUUUGCCUCAAAGUCAUAGUUUCUCUGACCGUCUACACGUUGUUCAUGAUCGACGGCCACUACAGUGUAGUGUGGGAGAAGCUGGACGACUACGUGUACUAUGUCCGCUCAACCGGCAGCAUCAUAGAGUUUAUCUUCGGCGUCGUCAUGUUCGGCAACGGCGCCUACACAAUGAUGUUUGAGUCGGGAAGCAAGAUUCGAGCUUGUAUGAUGUGUCUUCACGCCUACUUCAACAUCUACCUGCAAGCCAAGAAUGGGUGGAAGACUUUCAUGAACCGCAGGACUGCUGUCAAGAAGAUCAACUCACUUCCAGAAGUGAAGUCACCUGAGGACAGUGAAAUCGAUGACGUAUGUGCAAUCUGUUAUCAAGAGUUCCGCACGUCGGCCCGGGUGACGCCCUGCCAUCAUUACUUUCACGCGCUUUGCCUUCGGAAGUGGCUGUACAUUCAAGAUACGUGUCCAAUGUGCCAUCAGAAAGUCUACAUGGAGGACGAGGUGAAAGAAAACACGUCCUUCUCCAACAACAACGGAGUGGCCGUGCCAAAUGAAGAAGCGGGACAAGAUCUCGUCGAUGAGGAACCAGAAAGGGAGCUGGACGGCCAUGACCUAAGCGAGGACGAGAGCACGGACGGUGACGAGGAAGAGUGGACGGCUGAGCAGCACCAUUCCAACGCUGAAGAAGAGUUAAUUCACGAGUUCGAUAAUCUGAGGGAUUAAGCAUUAUUUAUUGGUUUUAAUUAUUUUUUUUCUCUCUUCUGCUGUUGUGUGUCUCUACUAAUAAGACAUGGAAAGGUGGACUUAUUUUGUUCUGUCAUUCUGAAAGCACAAUCAGAAUCCUGACGCAAGGUGUGAAUGGAUACGUGUCUUCUAAGUGCUACUGUAAAUAUCUCUUGGUCGCUUUUGUGACCUAAUUAAAAUGUGUACAUUCUUGUACACAAACUAAAUAAA